AUGGUUUUCCGUCUGCCCUCUCACCUCGAGACCCUUGUCCCGCCCCCUUUCGAUCAGCGCGUCCAGCCUCCCCCCUGGCGCGGCUCGUUUUUCGUGAGCGGGAUGAGGGCGUCGGACAGGAACAGCAGCCAUCAGAUAUCGGUCACUGCAGUCGAGACCGACGGGGAAAAGGCACAGCAGUGGCCGGACACCUUCAACGUGCGCGUCCUGCACGAGCAGCCUGUUCUGCGCGAGUUCGAGAUGUGGCUCAGGACCUACAUGCCGCCGCUCCCGCUCUGCACCUUUAUGCCCAAGCGUCUCCGCGAUUCCGACCAACACACGCUCAACAAGAGCAACUUCCACUCCUUAUCCACACACCUUUACUCUAGCCAGACCGUUGCUGUUGCUUCCUGGGCCCCGAACUCGUUCCCCGGCGGCGGAAUAAUCAUCUACCCAGCCCACAACUCGAGUGCCGUACUUGUGGGCGCGCUCUUCUUCGACAUGCCGUUCCCCGACUUCAUCACUGGGACUUCCUCUCCAAUGUCGCCCAUAACGCCCAUGGCCAUGCAGCCUUCACGACACGCGCAGUAUCCUCAGCAGAGGAUCAUCACCACUCCUUAUGUCCCGUCUCCGUACAGACACGCUCCUUCUUUGUCUCCGCACCGCUCCGACCCCAACAGUCCUGUGGAACAGCCCAUCGCGGCCCACAGGCAAGACCCCUAUCGCUACAUUAUCCCCCGCUCUGGCCAGGCAGCCUAUGGGAAUCAACCCACCUCAUCGACCACAGCCGACCCCAACUGGGGCACGGUCAAGGCCGAGGACGACAGCCCUUACAGCGCUUUCCCGCCGUCCCACCACAACCCACCAUACCCGUAA
Cyclocybe aegerita is the source of this 855-nucleotide messenger RNA. Lineage: Eukaryota; Fungi; Basidiomycota; Agaricomycetes; Agaricales; Hemipholiotaceae. The record is from the annotation of a GenBank genome assembly.